This is a messenger RNA of Nymphaea colorata (pocket water lily), 1611 nucleotides long. RefSeq lists its product as uncharacterized. The transcript is spliced from 2 exons. Lineage: Eukaryota; Viridiplantae; Streptophyta; Magnoliopsida; Nymphaeales; Nymphaeaceae. The record is from RefSeq and is a predicted model, not a curated record. Bases 692 to 1372 code for a protein of 226 amino acids.
CACACAGAGAAAGAGAGAGAGAGAGAGCGUUUUUGAAUUAUAUAAACGUUUGACAGAUAAACAUUUGAUAGAUGACAGAUGACAAUGUUUUGACUUUGAAAUAUGACUUUGUGUGUGACGCUAUUAACUCAUUCGAAUUCUGGAGCAGCUGCAGAGCUAAAAAUUUUAGAUGGCAGAUUUAAACUCAGCACCUGUAACUUAAAGUUGACAUGAAAAAUACUAUUCAUGUCAACAAAAUCAAAACUUAAGGUCUUCGGUUGAGACUAAAAGGAAAAGUUUAGCUUUGCUUUAAGCCGAAUUUUUCCUUGAGGCUUACACCUGUGGAGUCGCUUGAUGGAGCCAACGCAACUAGCGGACAUAGAUGGGUUUGUGAGAUCUGAUUAUCAUCUCAACAUUAGAUUCAUCCAAUCGAACUCGAAAGGCAAAAGGACCCCAAAACUGCAAUAAUAUCCAUAUUUGGUAAAUGGUUUGGAUAUUUGAAUCUGAAUUCGAGUUUGAAAUCUGAUAUAAAUCCAACAUUAUGGCGAAGAAUUCGAUUAAAUCUGAUAAACGAUAAAUCCGACCCGAGUCCGAACUGUUCGCAGCCCCAAUCCCAUCCACACGUUACCAACUUACCGAAAGGCUAAGCAGUCUUCGAGGCUUCUCCCCCAUAGCAACUCUCUCUCUCUUAUCUAUCUCUCUUCUGCCAACCAUGGCUGCUAGGAGCAUCGGAACAAGAGCUACAGCCCUCUCCCUCACCCUCCUCUUCUUCAUAUUACAAGCAGAAGCACAGCAGCCGACUCCAACGCCAUGGCCCGAGCAAUUCCACUCCGUGCUUUAUAUGAACUCCACCGGCAAACUCCAAAUCGUGGACCUCUGGUACGAUUGGCCCAAAGGGAGGAACUUCAACAUCAUCCAGAACCAGCUUGGCAAGCUCCUCUACGACCUGGAGUGGACCAAUGGCACAUCCUUCUACUACACUUUGGAUGCCAACAAGGAGUGCAGGACCAUGCAUUUCGAGGUGGGGAUCCUCCCACCCAACUGGCUCCAUGGUGCAAAUUAUUUAGGGCAAGAACGGGUCGACGGGUUCCUGUGCAAUGUCUGGGAGAAGGUGGAUUUCAUUUGGUAUUAUGAGGAUGUUGUCACCAAGAGGCCUGUUCACUGGCUCUUCUUCACUGGGAUGUCUGUUCAUGUGAUGACUUUCGAGGUCGGGGCUGCUCUGGAAGAUGAAGCGUGGCAGGCGCCGGUUUAUUGCUUUGAUAAUGAGAAGGAGAAGGAGAAGGAGAAAACGGGAGGAGGUGCAGACAUGGUUUCUGCAGUGGAUGGAGUUUCUGUGAAGAAUUUGGCACAGAAAAGCGGCUUCGAAGGCCUACUGAGUUCCUCUGUUCUGUAAAUGUAAUGCUUAUCCUCUGCGGGUUUAUUGCGUCCAGGCCUUGUUUUCUUUAACCUGAACUUUUUGCGGGCGAAAUGCAAAUCCAUCUUUUGCUUACCUCUCCGUGCCUGUGGAUGUGGAGUCUUAGAACAGGCCUCUUGCCUGCCGGGUCUUGAUAGAUUGAGCCGAUGUAAAUUUUGGGGUUUUGCUGGGAGGCCGGCGUGAAUCUAGUGAACUGAAAUCUUCCACCUUUUGGUGAA